Molecule: messenger RNA, 1614 nt
Organism: Gavia stellata (red-throated loon)
Lineage: Eukaryota; Metazoa; Chordata; Aves; Gaviiformes; Gaviidae
Gene: TINAGL1
Product: tubulointerstitial nephritis antigen like 1
Exons: 11
Coding region: 28-1416 (462 amino acids)
Biological process (GO): proteolysis
Cellular component (GO): lysosome
Molecular function (GO): peptidase inhibitor activity; cysteine-type peptidase activity
Source: RefSeq, a predicted model, not a curated record
UGCAGGUCUGGGGACAUUGCCGGCAACAUGCGCCUGCUGCGGGCCCUGCUCUGCCUCCGGCUGCUGGCCGAGGCCACCAUGGCUUCCCGGGUACGCACCCGCCGGGAGCUGGCCCCCGGCUUGUACGAGCACGGGGUUUACGAUGCCAGUGGGUCCUACUGCCAGCGAGGGGAUGUCUGCUGCCAUGGCCGGGACGACGGCUGCACCGUGCCCUACCACGACACCCUCUGCUACUGUGACCUCUUCUGCAACCGCACCAUCUCCGACUGCUGCCCUGACUUCUGGGAGUACUGCCUGGGCAUCCCGGCCCCCUUUCCCAAAGCUCCAGGCUGUGCCCGCACCGGCCGCAGCUACCCCACCGGAGCCACGUACCGGGAGAACUGCAACCUGUGCACCUGCGGCCCCGGCGGGCAGUGGCAGUGCGAGGACCACGCCUGCCUGAUGGACGGGGAGCUGAUCGACGCCAUCAACAGGGGCAAUUACGGCUGGAGAGCCGCCAACUACAGCCAGUUCUGGGGCAUGACGCUGGAGGACGGGAUCCGGCACCGCUUGGGCACCUUCCGGCCCUCUCCCACCGUCAUGAACAUGAACGAGAUGCACAUGAACAUGGACUCCAACGAGGUGCUGCCCCGCCACUUUGAUGCAGCUGCGAAGUGGCCCGGGAUGAUCCAUGAGCCCCUGGACCAGGGCAACUGCGCCGGUUCCUGGGCCUUCUCCACGGCGGCCGUCGCCUCGGACCGCAUCUCCAUCCACUCCAUGGGACACAUGACGCCCGCCCUGUCACCCCAAAACCUCCUGUCCUGCGACACCCGCAACCAGCGGGGCUGCAGCGGGGGCCGGCUGGACGGCGCCUGGUGGUACCUCCGCAGGCGAGGGGUGGUGACGGACGAGUGCUACCCCUUCACCAGCCAGGAGAGCCAGCCGGCGGCACAGCCCUGCAUGAUGCACAGCCGCUCCACGGGCAGGGGCAAGCGGCAGGCGACGGCGCGCUGCCCCAACCCCCAGACCCACGCCAACGAGAUCUACCAGUCCACCCCCGCCUACCGCCUCUCCUCCAGCGAGAAGGAGAUCAUGAAGGAGCUGCUGGAGAACGGCCCCGUGCAAGCCAUCCUGGAGGUGCAUGAGGAUUUCUUCAUGUACAAGAGUGGGAUCUAUCGGCACACGCCGGUGGCCGAGGGGAAGGGGACGAAGCACCAGAGACACGGGACCCACUCGGUCAAAAUCACCGGGUGGGGAGAAGAGCAGCUGCCUGAUGGCCAGACCCAAAAAUACUGGACUGCGGCCAACUCCUGGGGCACGGCAUGGGGUGAGGGCGGCCACUUCCGCAUCGCCCGCGGCGUCAACGAGUGCGAGGUGGAGACCUUCGUGGUGGGUGUCUGGGGCCGCGUCAGCAUGGAGGACAUGGCCCACAAGUGAGCGCCCUGCUGCCCAUGGCCCCCCCACCCUGGGGCCCCCCAGCCCCGCAGAUGUCCUUGUCCCCACGAUGGCCCUGCCCAGCGCUGCAGCCCCUCCAUCCCCUCCUGGGGGCACCUGUGGGGUGGGACCCCCAUGCAGCCCCGUGCGCCCGGGCAGGGGGAUGGGACUGUCCCCUGGGUCCCCAUCCCCAGGGGCCGU